Messenger RNA from Pelecanus crispus (Dalmatian pelican), 937 nucleotides. Lineage: Eukaryota; Metazoa; Chordata; Aves; Pelecaniformes; Pelecanidae. The record is from RefSeq and is a predicted model, not a curated record.
AGCUGACACCAUGAACCAGCUGAUCCUUUGCACGCUGCUUCUCUUGGCCGCCGGGGAGCUGGCUGGGGCAUGUCCCACAGGCUGCCAGUGCCAAGACCCCAAGACCAUCCUGUGUGCGGCCAGACGGGGACAGACCGUGCCCCGGGGGCUGCCCCCCAACACCCUCUCCCUCUACGUCUUUGAGAAUGGCAUCACGAUGCUCAGCGAGGACAGCUUUGCGGGCCUGCAUGCCCUCCAGCUCUUGGACCUCUCACAAAACAAGAUCACCAGCAUCCAGAAAAACAUCUUUCAGCCCCUGACAGAGCUUGUCAACUUGGACCUGUCCUCUAACCAGCUGCAGGAGAUCACCAAUGAGACCUUCCAUGGGCUGCGGCUGCUGGAGCGGCUCUACCUGCAGAGGAACAGGAUCCAGCACAUCCAUGCUGCUGCCUUUGACACGCUGGAGAACCUGCUGGAACUGAAGCUGCAGAACAACCAGCUCUGGGCUGUGCCCCCCCUUGACCUGCCCAACCUCCUGCUGCUGGACAUCAGCUGGAACAAGAUCCCUGCCAUUGCACCAGGGGCCUUCCAUGCCGUCAACAUUGAGUCCCUGAAGAUUGCGGGGCUGGGCCUGACGAGCUUAAAUGAGGAGCUCUUCCAGGCCCAGAACAACCUCCAUGAGCUGGAUGUCUCUGAUAACCUGCUGGAGCGUGUCCCAGCGGUGCUGCGGCGGCUGGGGAGCCGCACCAAGCUCAGCCUGGCUGGCAAUGCCCGCAUCUCCCAGCUGCCGGCAGAGGACUUCCACAACCUUCACAACCUCCAGGAGCUGGACAUCAGCAACCUCAACAUCAACACCAUCCCUCGGGAUUUCUCCAGCUUCUUCCCCAGGCUGCGGGCCAUGACGGCCGCUGGCAACCCCUUCAACUGCAUCUGCCAGAUGAGCUGGCUGGUGCAGUGG